GUGAUGCUGUAGCACCUGUUGCUAACUGUUAUGAAGAAAAAUAUGGUAGUCAAGUCAAGGAAGAGAUGUCAGUAAAAGAAUUUUGUGGUUACUGGAAGAACAGAUCUGAAGGAGACAAUAACUCCACUCAAAUACUCUAUCUUAAAGAUUGGCACUUUUGUAAGAUAUUUCCAACAUGCAAGGCUUAUGAAACACCAGUCUACUUUAAAUCUGACUGGUUGAAUGAGUUCUGGGACAGGCGCUCUGAUGUGUCAGAUGACUACCGGUUUGUGUACAUGGGUCCUAAAGGCAGCUGGUGAGGUGAUAUUAAAUUCCACUUUGUUUAAAGGUCAUACAGUUGGUCUGCCAAUAUAUGUGGAUGUAAAAAGUGGCUGAUUUAUCCACCUGGUCAAGAAAAAUAUUUAACCGACAGACUCGGUAACCUGGCAUAUGACAUUACAUCUGAUGAUAUGAAUGACCGAUACAAAUUUCCAGAAUUUGAUACUGCUGUAAAGCCACUUAUAGUUAUACAAAGAGAGGGAGAAGUCAUCUUUGUGCCAAGUGGAUGGCACCAUCAAGUAAUAAACUUGGAAGACACUAUUUCCAUAAAUCACAACUGGACCAAUGCUUGCGGAAUUUCGAAAAUGUGGGAACAUUUAAAAGGUGAACUGGUCAAGGUCCAGAAAAGUAUCGAGGACUGAAGGGAUAUGGAAGGUUGGCAUCAGCAGUGUCAGGUGAUUCUACGGGCAAGUUGUGGAAUAAAUUAUGAAGAAUUCGUGGAGUUUCUUGACUCGAUAGCCAAACAGAGAAUAGGAAUCGUUAAAGGGAAGAAAACAGUUACGCCAAGAGAACUUAAAGACAUGGACAGUGAAGCGUGUUUAACAGAAAAAGGCUCAGAAAUCUCUGUAUUUCAGGAUUGGAGCAGGUCUAUUUGCAUUCUAGAAGAACAGGAGCAGUGCUCUCUGAUGAACUACUGUCGAUAUGAUCUUGUAAAAGUGAAAGAAUGUAUUACAAACUUAACGGACGAACAUUCGUUGAUAGAAAUGCAAAAUAGAGACCUUCAACUCAGAGUUGACGCACUUUUGCGAGAUAUCUCUGUAGCUCUGGAUAAUGACAGCAGUUGAUAUCCGCAAGAGAAAGAUGGAUUUGGUUCUGCCCUUUUUCUGCCCUAUAUAUGAACACCUCUCACACCUAACCUGCGAGCUAUGCAAGACGCGCAUUUUCACCGCCCGCGGGAAGAUUGGAGACGAGUCGGGGAAAGGAUUCAUUACCAGACCCCCAGUAAACCUACUGGAAAGCUCAGACUUUCCCGCGGGCUGAAAAAUGCUUGUGUCGCAACGCUGAUGACGAGGGCCUAUUUUCAGGCUAUUGGCACACAAGGAUAGGUCUUACACAAAAAGAAGUGACUCAUUUUUUUUAAAAAUAGCUGGAUCAGUUUUCACAUAAAAAUUUUCCCAGUUAUUGUUUAUAUUGUUUUGUUGUUUUUUUUCUGUUGUUGUUUUUUUUUUGUUUUUUGUUUUCAUUUUUUAGCGAGUAUGUGUAUUUUGAAGUUUGACAAACGCUACGCUGACUUGUGUCAAUAAAGAUGAUGUUGACAUGUA
Messenger RNA from Stylophora pistillata, 1580 nucleotides. Its product is annotated as 2-oxoglutarate and iron-dependent oxygenase JMJD4-like. Gene Ontology annotation, cellular component: cytoplasm; nucleus. Gene Ontology annotation, molecular function: sequence-specific DNA binding; 2-oxoglutarate-dependent dioxygenase activity. Lineage: Eukaryota; Metazoa; Cnidaria; Anthozoa; Scleractinia; Pocilloporidae. The record is from RefSeq and is a predicted model, not a curated record. Gene Ontology annotation, biological process: protein hydroxylation; positive regulation of translational termination.